GUUCGCAUCUUCAUCCCGGUCCACUUGUUUCACUGUUAUACCUCGUUGCUUUGCUGGCAAGGCUGGACACAACUACCACCCAGAUUAACCCCAGCUAUUCUUGAGGUCCCCAAAAUGAACACUACUACUCGAUACGUGAUCCUCGUCCUCGUGGUGGUCCUGGGACUGCAUUCGAUACUCAGUUUCACCCAUGAAGACUAUGGCCGAGCAACAUCUCUGUCGAAAAUCUCCUCUAAGCUAUCGUUCAAUGGAGACUCCGAGGAUAUCGACGACUUGCCUCCUCCAUCAGGACGUAGAGCGAACGCAACGAUAUUGAUGCUUACACGGAACAGUGAUACAGAAGCCGCUAUUCGAAGCGUGCGCGACCUCGAGGAUCGCUUCAACCACAAAUUCCAGUACCCCUGGGUGUUCCUCAACGAUGAGCCGUUCUCGGAUGAGUUUAAGAGACGCGUGUCGAACGUUAUUUCUGGACCCGUUGAAUUCGGCGUGGUACCUCAAGAUCACUGGCAACAGCCUGACUGGAUUGAUGAAGAGAAGGCGAGUGCAAGUCGGGAGAAGAUGGUCCAGGACAACAUCAUCUAUGGAGGCAGUGUUUCGUACCGCAAUAUGUGUCGCUUUAACUCCGGAUUCUUCUACAAGCAUCCCAUCGUCCAGAAGUACAAGUGGUACUGGCGCGUCGAGCCGGACGUACAUUUCCACUGCGAUAUCAACGGAGACCCGUUCGUCUUUAUGGAGGACAAUAACAAGGUGUACGGCUUCACCAUCACCAUGUACGAGUUUCAAGCUACGAUCCCCACACUCUGGAACACCGUCAAGGAGUUCACUGCCGAAUACCCACAGUACGUCGCAAAGGACAAUGCGAUGGGGUACCUGUCGGACGAUGGCGGGAACUCAUUCCUGCAUGCGCCAGUGGGAACGCAUUCACUAAACAAUAUGUCCUUAAUCUAUUCAACCUCACGUCUGAAUGACCUAUCGGCUAGCUGUACACGGGACGGGUUGUCGGCAGCCAACGCUCUGAGUAAGAUAACCCGUGUUAGACUGUACUAUCAAAUUAUCUAUCCAGACACAUUUACAGCGACUACCCUCCGUCGUAGACACGAAUUCGUCAUCUAGCAUGUUAAUUUUUCUUGGCAUGCUUUACGCUUCCUCGUCGCCUGCCGCACGCGUCGAUGAGGCUGAAAGCAUCCCGAGAAAACAAACACCACAGACUGCCGCCCUAGAAACGUGAAUGUCAAUACGGGGCGUUGCAUAAGAAAAUACAGCCAGAAGUUAUUCGUUUAUUGCGUGUACAUGUAUACUUUACACUGAAUAGGUAUCACCAACAUCG
This is a messenger RNA of Phanerochaete carnosa HHB-10118-sp, 1327 nucleotides long. RefSeq names its product glycosyltransferase family 15 protein. Bases 115 to 1113 code for a protein of 332 amino acids. Gene Ontology annotation, molecular function: alpha-1,2-mannosyltransferase activity. The transcript has 6 exons. Gene Ontology annotation, cellular component: membrane; Golgi apparatus. Gene Ontology annotation, biological process: cell wall mannoprotein biosynthetic process; protein N-linked glycosylation. The record is from RefSeq and is a predicted model, not a curated record. Lineage: Eukaryota; Fungi; Basidiomycota; Agaricomycetes; Polyporales; Phanerochaetaceae.